CGUUGCCGGGGGUAUAGAUCGUAUGCACGCAAGCUAGUUCAACGUAGUCCAGAAUAAAUGAGGGGCCAGCGCCUGGACUAAGUUCAACGUAGCUGGGAUAUGAACAAGAAAGAACGAAGAGGACGGUAAUAAAUGACGAAAUUCCCUUCAUCAAAUAUCCUGGUAAAACAUGUGAAUGAACACUGCCUUGGUACCUAGAAUAAAUUGUAAAUGAUGGCAGGGUGUUCUUCCUGGAGCCACGAAAAUGAUGCCAAAAUAAACUACACGAAACUAUCUAGGUUGCUAAUCGAUGGAGGCACACAGGCAUUUCGUUUAGUAUUUGAUGGUCAUCAAGUUAAAUAUCAUACUACAUUGAAAGUCUUCUUAAAUGCCAGCAAAACAACUCUACAAAAGCUGAAGAAACCAAGAGGAAAAGUACUGAAUAAUGACCAAUGGGACAAAAUGUACCCACCAAGUGGAAGCGACCCUAAAUCUCAAGACUUUGAUAUCACUUUGCUUUUCGUUCUCCUAAGAAAUAUCUGUGGGCUUUCGGCGCCAGUAUACGAAAUUACACCUACUGGGAAGCGAAAACGUGAUUGGAAUAAGCCGCCUCACGAAACAGACAACUCACAAGAGGCUAACCUUGUCAGAAUGAAGUGUUAUAGAAAUGCAAUAGCACACAAACCAACCACUGAAACUAAUGAUGCUGACUUCGAACAAUAUUGGCAAGAUACUUCAUCUGCCCUUCUGUCGCUGGGACUGAGUCAAGACAACAUUGAUGAAUUGAAGUCUGCUCGGUUAGGAGAGAAGGACUACAAUCAGUUACUUUAUGAUUGGUAUGUAUCUGAUGAGGACAUUACAUCACGGCUAGUGGGAUUGGGGGUAACUACUACGAAUAUCAAGUCAGAUACCACACACAUCAAGUCACACGCGGAAGGCAUCAAGUCAGAUACUGCACACAUCAAGUCCAACGCAGCUUUAAUUCCAGUUAUUAAAGAUGAUCUUAGUGAACUGAGUAAUAUGUUCAAGAACACUCAAAGAAGUUCAAGCCUAAACAUUGCCAAACUCGCCAAGGAUGAGUUCAGAAGUUUGAUUGAGUCACUGUGCAAGUCCUUCCAAUCGAACACCCGCCAAUGGAUUCUAGAUCGGGUCAAUUGCCAUGUUAACAAUGACGAAACUGGAUCUAGGGUUAUGAUCAUCGAAGCCGGGCCAGGCCUGGGAAAAUCAACUCUAGCUGGUAAAAUUUGUGACAUUUACAAAGGCCUUGGACGUCUUGGGGGCUGUCAUUUCUUUCAGUUCAGUAAUUCUACAAGAAACAAUCCAAGGCUGAUGUUACAGUCCAUUGCAAGUCAGAUUUGCGACUCUGUUCCUGGUUAUAAAGAGGCUCUAGAGGAAAAACUUCAAACAAGUUUGGGAAGAGACUUGACAGAUAAAAAUUGUGAAGAACUAUUUACUGUGCUAUUUGAGGAACCUUUGCGCAAUGUCACAUUAGAAGAUCUUGCAACAAGUAACAAGUUUGUUGUCGUAUUGGAUGCAAUAGACGAAUGCUGCAGUCAUCUGAAGUAUGAAUUACAAGCGAUUUUGAGAGACAAACUGUCUCUUCUUCCAUCGUGGCUUAGAUUUGUCAUCACCACCAGACCAUCUCCAAUACUGAAUAACGUGCCGAUGAAUCGAAUCGUUGUCGACCCAAAUUGUGAAGAGAAUGAAAUUGACAUUGAAAACUUUUACAAAGCCAAGUUUUCAGAGCAUUAUUCAAUUAUAACGGAGCUGGUUAAAAUGUCCGGUGGUUUAUUUUUAGUAGCUUUCUUUGUCGUUGAUUAUAUGCAGAAAGAAAACAUUACCUCGCCAUCAUAUGUCUUGGAUCUUUUUCCUGAAGGAAUCUCUUCCGUGUAUGAAAAGUAUUUCCAACGACUGAAAGCUGAAAUAUUGCCCUUUAUAUCUGAAGAAGAAAGCUUUUUCAAGAUGCUCGGAGCCAUUACCUCAUCGAAGAAUCCAAUCCCAGUGGGCAUGAUAUACAGUAUUCUAGGCCUUAAAAGUGAGCGUGAUGUCCCUCGCCAAGAAAGAAAAACAAGAAAAGAUGCCUUGAAAUUACUUCAUUCGUUGUUUCCACUAGAGUAUGAUCACGUCUCUAUAUUUCAUAAGACAAUUGCUGAUUGGUUAGUUCUUGAAGGGGACAGAGAACACGAGUUCAGUGUUCGUGUAGAAGACGGGAUUGAAGUGCUUGCCAGACAGUGUUAUGAUGCCUUGGAUGACAUACAAAGUGGGAAAAAGGAAUUGGAUAAACCUUUGGGUCUGACAGACAUUGAGAAAUAUGCAUUGAGUUCAGGAUGGGAUUACUUGAAGAGUAGUUCGCUUAAAGACAAAGUAGAUGAAAUGCUAAGAAAUCAUUUUGUCUUGAGUGCGUUGAUUUGUACUGAUCUGAUAAAAUCUUUGUACUAUUUAAUUGACACAUCUAGUAAUGAUUUAAAUGAGUGUAAAUUGAAAUUGUCAUUCUUCUUAUUUGAACCAAGAGUCCACAGUAAUACUUGCCCCUUUCGUUAUCCUUCGAGCUUUGGUCGCUGUGUUGAGUUUCUUUUAAGUGCUGAUUUAGCGAUAGGUACAAAAGAAAUAGAUUCCGACGUAUUGCUCCUUUUGAGAAGGCACAAUUUCUCGUAUUACGAGACGAAGCGAAGCGUCAUUGAGUUAAGACUGCAUCAGGAUAGCCCACACCAAACGACAAGUGUUUGCCCUUCCGUUACUGUAUGUGACAAAGAUUUUGUACUAUUGGCCUACGACUAUGAUGGCAGCCUUUUUCUGCAAGGGCAUGAAAUGAAUGGAUCAUUGUUGGCACAGAAACAACUUCCUGGAAAAAAACACAUUUGCCCAUCUCCGGACCAUCGGUUCGUCAUCGCUACUGAAGUAUCAAAAGAAGGAGACAUCGAAAUAAGAGACUCGAGAACCCUAAAUCUGGUAACUCGUUUCAACUUUCCUUACCAAAUUAACUCAUGUCACGUGUGUGGUGAACAGCCAUGGUACAUUUUAGCCAACUGUUCUAACGGUGAAAUCCAUGUCAUCGAAGGCAAAACAGGUCAAACUUGUUAUCGUAUUCCUAUUGAGGAAGGAUAUAAAAUCGAGGCUACGUGUAGAUAUGGUCAAAUGCUAAUAGGAAACAGUAUAUGUGAUGAAGAAGACCACAUCACUGAAUACAACAUUUGGCUUCGCAAAUGCAGCGUACCGGUAAACGGAGGUUUUUUAAACGYUAGGCCGUACGUUUUUCAACAGACUCUUUAUUUACAUCACGCCCAAAACUCUAACCUAAAGCUUCCCAUCUCUCAUAUUAAUGAAAAAGUUUGUGAAUGUGGCAAUACCGACCUAGUUCCUGAGAUUGGCAACCCUGUUUGUUUUUCACAAGAUGGUCAACUCAUCGCAUAUCAUGUUGGCAGUUCCAUCUUCAUCCACAAGGCGUCGGAUGGCUCGCAGUACAAACGCGUGUUUCUUGGUAGAUCACACUACGUUCGUAUUUUGUUCAUUAGCAAGAGCUAUGUAUUCGUCUAUGAAUCAAGCUUCUUUGAUCCAAAAUUCCUCUGGCAUCCAGAAAAUUGUUAUUGUGCUUCAGCCGUGUCUAAUUUCGCCAGUCUUCUCUCAAUUAUUAACAUCGAAACGAAUGAGGUUGUUCACAGGUUCUUCAUUCCAUAUAAAUGCGGUGCAAUAAAAUUCCAUGUGGUGCCAAGAAAAGAAGGUGAACCAUUUACUCUUUUAGGUUACGAUAGCAAAGAUAAUUGUAUUACGCAAUAUGUAUUCCGCAACUUAGAUUUAUAUGGCUACAAUACGGCCACUUAGGGAUACUUGUGGAAUUGCUGAAAUUCGUAUAAGUGUCCACAAUUCUUUGAGAUAGUGUACAUGGAUAGCAGAGAGUGAAGGUUAGGGGGGGACACCGUGCCUACACUUCUUGCUAACAUUCACUAUAUUUUCCAAUCUAAACCACCACAUUUUAGGGCGCCCCGCUGUCCUCGCAAUGUAAUAUAAUGUAAAAUAAGUUAAAUAUAUUGUUAAUUGAUAUAUCCCCACUAAAGUGAAUACGAUAAAAGCAACGGGGAAUAUAUAUAUAUAUGUGUGUGUGUAGAUAUGAUCCAUAGAUAGGAAUGUCUUGCACUUAGUAUUUCUCGAGUUUUACAACUAUUUUAAUUCAUUUUUUAGUUUAUUGUUUGCAUUAUACAAACAGUAAUAUUUCUUGCUGCUUGUCCAACCUGGAAUAAAAAGGACCAAGUAGAAUGCUGUCUGCAGUUUUAUUUAAAACCAGAAUAAGCUACAUCAUCAAGUUUUUUUCAUUUUUAUAACGAACACGACACUUUUUAGUUUGGAUGACAUGUUUGGGCAGCAACGUCUGCCACCUUCAGAUUUAAGAUCGUAAUGCAGAUUGCAUAAUGUAUAAAUACCUAAUACCUUUAUUUCUAGCUAAAUCAAUAAACUUCUAAGGAACAAA
This is a messenger RNA of Actinia tenebrosa (Australian red waratah sea anemone), 4441 nucleotides long. RefSeq lists its product as uncharacterized. Lineage: Eukaryota; Metazoa; Cnidaria; Anthozoa; Actiniaria; Actiniidae. The record is from RefSeq and is a predicted model, not a curated record.